Messenger RNA from Micropterus salmoides (largemouth bass), 10986 nucleotides. RefSeq names its product capicua transcriptional repressor a (gene cica). Gene Ontology annotation, molecular function: RNA polymerase II transcription regulatory region sequence-specific DNA binding; DNA-binding transcription factor activity, RNA polymerase II-specific. Gene Ontology annotation, cellular component: nucleus. The transcript is spliced from 22 exons. NCBI's taxonomy places the organism in Eukaryota, Metazoa, Chordata, Actinopteri, Centrarchiformes, Centrarchidae. The coding region runs from base 402 to 7970 and encodes 2522 amino acids. The record is from RefSeq and is a predicted model, not a curated record. Gene Ontology annotation, biological process: regulation of transcription by RNA polymerase II.
GGCUUCAUUCACCAUUUUGCGACUGUAGUGUAGAAUGUACAGGGCAGUAGUUUUUCCUCCUUUUAAGUUGCUUUGCCGGAGAAACAUGAACGGCUGCUAAUUGGCAGCUGCGGACGACCGGCCACCCUGCCCUAUUUUACCCGGCGGACUCAACAGAGAAUCACACUGGGGUACUAUAUUAGCACUGUUUCUGGAAUAAGGUGGGCAAGUGCCGAAGUCGCACAACGAAGACAAGACAGGAUGGGAGAGAGAGGCCCCAGCAGAGGAGGAAAAUAGAGAGAAUAGAAAGGAGGGGGAAGAAGAACAAAAACGAGGCAGAGCAAGGGAGGAACGCCAAAGAGAAUCUCUGGAAUAAAUAAAUAAAAAGACUUGUUUGGAGAAAAGGCAAGCUAGAUGAAAAGAUGAAGCCGAUAAAAAAGCAGGGCCGGCGCUCUCCUCCCUCCACUCGGGCCAAAGGGGGGAAGCGCCGCGGAGUGGGGGAUGCCCCAGAAGGAGGGGAGAAGAGAGAUUCGGAUGAAAACAGAAACAGAAGCAGAUCCCCACAAAAUCGAACACCCUCUUCUUCUAAUUCACACUCGGAGUCCCCUCAGGCAGACCCAAUCAGAGCACGGGACACCUUAGAGGGGGAGGGGAUUCACAGAGAAGGGCUGUCAGAGACGACAGUAUCCCUUGUAAUGAAUUCUGGGAAAUUUUUGACAUCCUCAGAUGAUAGAUCCGGGAGGUCAGUUGUGAGUGGCAGCAGCCACAGUGACAGUGGUGGUAGUAGUUGUAGUAACAGUAGUACACCAAGCGCCAACAACAGCCCAAACCCCGCCUCAAGCCGAAAAACAGCCACCUUCAAGGCUCGCGUUCCCAAGAAAAAGUACACGUCUGAACACUGCUCGUCUACCACUGGUAACCAUAGCAACCCUUCCUCCAGCACGCCCCCUCCUCUUCCUCUUAGUGGUGGGAUCAUCAACCAUGAGUUAACGGGUUCAGGAAGUGACAUCUGUGUCUCGCACCCUGAUGGCAACAAUCACAGUCGGAGCCUGAUGGACAACUUCCACAGCAGGACCACUGGCAGGGAUGGGCCUCAGGAUAACUCUCCAGGACCCCCACCCCUGUCACUGGGAGGGGAGAGGGAAAGACCUGGAAGAGGUGAAGGGGUAAGAGAUGCAGAGCGAGUGUCGCCCAGUCCCCUGCCUCGCUGUUCCUCAACAGACACCGCCAGUGAGCACUCAGCUGACCUGGAGGUAGUCGGCGACACACAUACCCCUACACAGAUGUCUACACAUGCACCACCCACUCUCCCUGAUGCUCUGUCGGAUGCCCUGGCCAAAGGGCUGAAGAAUCAGCGUGUCCUCGCCCGCCAGCUUAGGACAAGAAGUGACGAGGAGGGAGGUAGUGAAAGGGAUGAAGGAAGGAGUUCAGACUUGGUGUUCCGGGCUGGGGUGGUCCGUAAGGUCAGCGGUGAAUUUGGAAGCCUGGAGGUACAACUCAAUGGGGAGAAGACGCUGUGCCGUUAUCCGUAUCAACAUGACAGCCCCCCAGGGGUGGUGGACAUUAUCCUUGAUGCCCCGCCCCCCGGUGUUCAUCCAAUACCUAUGGGCACCCGCGUCUGCGUGCCAUUUGGCAAUGAGGAGGGCAGCGAGGGCCAGUGGCAGUGGUACCGAGAGGGUGUGGUGACCCAGGUGGACACACACCCUGCAGUGGCCAACCGCUACCGUGUCCUGCUGUCUGAGGAAAGAUCUCACUCUGCGGACGAGGAAGAGGAUGGCAGAGGGGCAGCUGCUGCUACCCAGGCAGUGUGGGUCUCCCGACAAACACUCCGGCUUCUGGUGCCACCAUGGGACCUGGAUCUGCCUUCUGGAGGAGGACGAGAUGUUGAAGAGGGGGUCAGAGACAAGGAAAGGGAACGGGAGGACAGGGAGGAGAUGGAUGUGGAGCAGGAGGUGUGUCGUUUGAGCAGGGGGUUGACACCCAGCGUGGGGUCGGUGUUGGGGAGAGGCAUGCCCUACCCAGGCAUGGUCCCUGUGUCCUCCACAGCGGGCCACAACAUUGCCUCCCCAGUAACCCCAGUGUCCGUCCUCAGCCUCGUUCCUGGCCGAGAGUGGGAAAUUGAGAAAGACUUGGAGAGAGAGAGGGACCUACAGAGAAAACAGGAUAGAGAGAGGGAAAGAGAGCGAGAAAGGGAGAACAGUGCAAUGCAACAGCAGCAGCAGCAGCAGCAACAGCAACACCACCCAUACAUGCCACUCACCCCCGAAGAAGACAUGGAGGUGUCCCACUUUAACAUGGUCCCAAUGGGGGCGAUCAUACCUGGGGUCAAACCAAUGGCAGUUCCCCAACACCGCCACAUAGUCUCUAAGCCCCCGCCUGGCUACCUCAAUCCGCACCUGUCUGUGGUUCGGGGCAUCGGGAUCCCCCCUGCGCACCUGACCUUGAACCCUCAUCCUCCUCCUUCACCUGUCCUGUUAGGCCUUGACCCAGCAACCGCAGCAGCUGCAGCAGCUGGUGCUGUCAUUGCCACCCCCCAGCUCCCUCCUCUCCCUCCCAUCUCAUCUUCCACAGCAUCCUCCUCCAGAGUAGAGAAGGCCUCGGGAGGAGGGUCUACCAGUGGGGGAGCAGGCGGUGGCAGUGGAUCCGGAUCAUGUUCAACCUCUUCCUCACGUUCCCGCACCCCACUGACAGCUGCCCAGCAAAAGUACAAGAAGGGAGAUGUGGUGUGCACGCCAACAGGCAUCCGUAAGAAAUUCAAUGGGAAACAGUGGAGGAGGCUGUGCUCCAGGGAGGGCUGCUCUAAAGAGUCCCAGCGCCGAGGAUACUGCUCAAGACACCUCUCAAUGAGGACCAAGGAGAUGGAAGCAAGUGGAGGCGGCCGGGAACGGGGUGGAGCCAGCAGCACAGGGACCCUGACACCAUCCGACCUCCGACUGAGCGGUGGGAGAGCAAGCUCUGAGUUUGACUGGGAUGAGACCUCACGGGAAAGUAGUGAGGCUAGCAGCCGUGGAGGAGACUCCCGCCCCCGUUUGGUCCUUCCCUCUCUGCUCCCCCAGGACCUCUCUCGCUUUGAUUUUGAUGAGUGUGAGGCAGCGACCAUGCUGGUCUCCCUCGGGGGCUCCCGCUCAGGCACGCCAUCAUUCUCCCCUAUCUCCAACCAGUCGCCCUUCUCCCCUACCCCAUCACCCUCACCCUCUCCGCUCUUUGGCUUUCGCCCUGCCAAUUUCAGCCCAAUUACUGCUUCUGCCUCACUUCCUCCACGCCGCCAUCGGCAGCUUAGCGGUACUAAGAUGGGCACACCAGGGGCUGAGAGAGAGCGCCACCUGUCAGGGAUUGUACCCACUUUUCAGACCAACCUCACUUUUACAGUCCCCAUGAGCCCCAGCAAGAGGAAGCUCGACACACACCCACCCCCUCCACUGCCUGCAGUCCAGGACUACCAGACCAAACCUGAGCAACAGCAGCUGGUGGGCAUAGGGGGAGGGGUGGUGGGAGACCCAAACGUGGGCCACAGUCCUGCCGCCUUCAGAGUCCUUUCCCCCCAGAGUCAGCCCACAACCCCCUCUUCACUUUCCUUUCCCCGGCCCCGUAGCGCCACCAGCAGGCCACCAUCCUCUGCUGCCUCCACACCUCCACCCAUGCUGGUCUCGCCCACUCCUCCCUCCCCGCUGCCCCAGGAACCCUCCCCUCGGCGGAUUGUGCCCCUUCGCGAUUCCCCAGUCAUUGUCCGCAACCCAGAUGUCCCCCUGGCCAAAUUCUCUGAUGGCCCGUUAGGAAGGAGAGAGAAAAGCAGGUCCAGAGAGCACAGCCAGCCCCAACAUACAGCUCCUCCAGGCCUGCAGGUCCCUGUCCCCAUCAACGGGGCCACCACCAACGGUGCAGUUCUCCUGCGCAACCCUACAUCCACACUUGUCCUGGUCACCUCCAGCUCGUCCCUGACUCCAGCCACAGUGGGCCACACUGCCCUGUCCAGCCCCUCCACCCCUGGGUCGAUGCCCACUUCAUCGAGCUCAGUCCUGUCCUCCUCUGGUUCUGGAGGCAGGGAGAGAGAGAGGAAACCUGAGGGACACCAGGAUGCCUCUGGAGGGGCCCUGCCACAGCCGGUAGCAUGUCACCCAACGCCUACUGCCCUGCUGCCGCUUAUAUUGCCAGCUGAGUCGCCUCACCCUGCUCCACGCAAGCAGAUCAUCAUGGGACGUCCAGGGACUGUUUGGACCAACGUGGAGCCUCGGUCGGUGCCAGUGUUCCCUUGGCAUUCACUCGUCCCUUUCCUGGAGCCCAGCCAAUCAGGAGCGGCUGCCCAGCCUGCUGAUGGCCAACAGCUUGUCAAUCAGAGCAAAGAGCCUCGUUGCGCUGUGGCCCUGGUGAGCGACGGGCGAACCGGUCCUCCAGACCUAGAGAGGGGUUCUCCAUCAUGCCCUCCCCCGACCAAUGAUAAUCCUCCUACAGACAGGGGCGUAGCUGACAGCGAGACAGAGAGCGAUACAGAUGACCCGUUCUCCCCGGGUGUGGCCAACGAUCCAGCGCCCUCCACUGGCCCCAUGAAGAGACGCACGCAGUCCCUCAGCGCUCUGCCCAAGGAUGGAGACAGGAAGAGGGAAAAGGACCACAUUCGCCGUCCCAUGAAUGCAUUCAUGAUCUUCAGUAAACGCCACAGAGCCCUGGUUCACCAGCGACACCCCAACCAGGACAACCGGACAGUCAGCAAGAUCCUGGGGGAGUGGUGGUAUGCUCUGGGACCCAACGAGAAGCAGCAGUACCACGAUCUAGCCUUCCAGGUGAAAGAGGCCCACUUCAAAGCCCAUCCAGACUGGAAGUGGUGCAACAAGGACCGCAGGAAGUCACUGUCAGAGGGCCGUGGGACACCAAAGGAGCAACGGGAGAGGAGCAUGUCAGAGAGCAUAGAUGCCCAUCCAGACUCCCAGGUGCUGGAGGGGAAAGGAGGAGUCUCUGGCUGGCCUGGGGGGUCAGAGCGUAGAGGGGGGCUAUUUUUGGGGCAGCACCCUCGUCCCAGAGCCUUUUCCCAGAGUGCUGUGCACACCCUGGAGCAGAGGGAAAGAGAGGGAGACCUGGAGAAGGAGGAUGGGUCGAGUUUGUUUCGCCACCGGCCCCUGCCUCAGUCCCUGUACCAGGGCGGGGUCAGUGAGGAUGUGACCAGUGAUGAAGAGCGCAUGGUCAUCUGUGAGGAAGAGGGGGACGAUGAUGUUAUGGAGGAUUCCUGUCCUGAAGGCUCCAUUGACCUCAAGUGUAAAGAGAGAGUGACGGACAGUGAUGAGGACGAACCGGAUGGACAGCAUGGCUUCCAGCCAGUGGCUCGCUCCUCUCUCCCCUCUUCCUCUCCCUCCAUGCCUCACUCCAACUCCACCUCAGCUAAAGGGAAUGGAGGAGGAGGAGGUGGUGAAGAGGGGUCUGAGAGGAAGAGAACGAGAGGUACAGACGGAGGAGAGGAGGGAAGCGAAGGAGGAUCCAAGAGUGAAGAAGGCAGUGGAAGAGGUGGGCAGAGUGUCUCCUCUCUCUCCAUCACAGGCUCAACAUCCAGCACCCAGGCUCCCCUUGCUUUGGCCCAGCAGGGGUUGACCCAGGUCCUCGGCACCGCCCGCAUGGCUCCCACUAUGGUGACCAAUGUGGUACGACCCAUCGCCAGCACGCCCAUCCCCAUCACCAGCAAGCCAGUGGAAGGAGCCGUCACCCUCAGCUCCCACGCCCAGGACAAGAAAGCCACUCUCCUGAUUGGAGGAGGCGGACCUCAGCAGCUGCCAAUCACCGCAGGGGGUGGGUACCUGUCCUCAUCCUCCUCCCCAGGUCCAGUCAGUGUAACCCCUUUGGGGGGAAGCGGCCUGGUCACUAGCCUAGUUCUGGGAGGGUCCUUUCCCGCUGCCCAACCAGUGCAGAUCCUUACCCCCGCGCAGCCUCACGCACAAACCCCCCUACCUAUCCUCCAACCCCAGCUCCAUCCCACUGCCGCCACCUCCUCUCUCACACCUGCCGCCGGCCCCAAGCCUCUAGCACAGGUCCAGUACAUCCUGCCUACUGAGAGCCCCUCCUCCCCUCAACUCACCCACCAGCAAAUUCUCUCCCUGCCCACCACUGCGGCCCUGGCCAAUGGCAUGCACACGGGGGCGGGAAUCAGAGUUGCUUCAGUCAGCCCUGGGACCAGAGUCCAAACCCAGUCGCCUGUCUUGCAGAGCAAGAUGUUGGUUCCCAUGGCAACAGUGAGAACAGGGUCUACUCCUCCUCAUCCUUCCAUUUCCCUGGUUGCUCCACCUCUUCCUGUGCAGAACGGCCCCACGACAGGAAACAAGAUCAUCCAGAUCGCUCCCAUGCCUGUGGUCCAGACCAACAUUCACCCUAGCGGCUCAGCAGCAGUGCAUCCUGGGAGCCCCUUUCCUGUUUCCAUGGCAACGGUGAUGGCGCCCGUUGCCGCGCCCCCGCAGACCGUUCUUCUGACCUCUCCACCCACCAGGAUCACCUACGUCCAGUCUGGCCCAGGAGGCACCACAGCAACACCCCAACAGGCCACACCCGCUCCAUGCCCGACAUAUCUCCCAUCAUCUCUGGCAACCCUGGGUUUCACCGCCAUCGCCCCGGCUGGGCAAACCCUGGUUCAGCCACUCAUUGGUCAACCGCCACUGUUAGCUCCGGCCCCACCCCUGGGCUCUCCAGGUCAGGCCUCGGGAACAGCUGGUCGUCAGGUACUAACUGCCAUAUACCCUGCACCAACCGUUGCACUGGCUACUGGCGUGGUCUCUGUGACAACCAUGCCGCCCGCAGUGGCCACCCCAGCCCAGGACGUUAUAAACCCCUCCUCUCCGUUGGCGACAGGAGUGCAGGGUUCAGCGGCAGCAUCCCCUCAGGCUAACGUUACAAUGGAUGUGCAGCCGAAGGUGGAGGUGAAGAGGGAGAGCCAGCUGGAUGAGGAUGGAGGACACGGGUUGCCGAGCUGUGCUGUCAGCUUGUCAGUGGCCACCUGUAUGAGUAAUGCCACAGCAGUCAAAAAAGAGGAGGACAUCUGUCUGCACAUUAAAGAAGAAAAUCUGAGAGAUGGACACAGCAGAGAGACACGAAGUGAGAUGGACAGAGAACGAGAGAGAGGGAUGAAGGAGAACAGUGAAAAGAAGGGAGGCAGAGAGACAGACAGAGAGGACUACAGCAUGGCCGACAGCAGCAAAGAGGCUGGACCUCAUUCCCCUCCUCCACCACCCUCAGGUUUGGACCCCCCUCCUCCUCCUCCUGCGGAAAGAGAGCCCCCCUCUUCCUCAAAGAAAACCAAGUUCAGACCCCCGCCUCUCAAAAAGACACCCGACUCUCUCGACAAGGUCUUGUCGGAAACUUACUUUGAGGAGCGUUUUGCUGAGCUUCCAGAGUUUAACCCAGAGGAGGUCCUUCCUUCGCCCACUCUGCAGAGUCUGGCCACCUCACCAAGAGCCAUCCUGGGAAGCUACCGCAGGAAGAGACGUAACUCCACCGAGCUGGAGCUGACAGCAGAAGACCCCAGCUCCCCUAGGAGGAAGACUCGUCGUCUCUCCAGUUGCAGCUCGGAGCCCAACACCCCCAAGAGCGCCGCCAAGUGUGAGGGAGACAUCUUCACCUUUGACAGACCAGGUACAGAAGGAGAGGAUCUUCUAGGAGAUUUGGACAGGGUCCCCUACUCGUCUCUGCGUAGAACUCUGGAUCAGCGCCGGACCCUGGUCAUGCAGCUGUUUCAGGAACACGGCUUCUUUCCCUCAGCUCAGGCCACCGCUGCCUUCCAGGCACGCUACUCGGACACCUUCCCCACCAAAGUGUGUCUGCAGCUGAAGAUCCGUGAAGUCCGUCAGAAGAUCAUGCAGACGGCCACGCCUGGAACCCUCGAGCUCGGAGGGUCAGCCGAAGCCAACCUCGCCCCGCCCCACAGCUCCUCUUUCAAUCAAUCUGCCCGGGAGGAUGGAGGGGCGGAGCAGCAAGGAGACAAAGGCCGGAGCCCCGAGGAGCCAAAAAGCGAAGGAUCCUAAGCUGGAGAGGAUGACAAAGUGGAAAAAUCAAGGAAAAGUAGAAGAGAGAUAGGAGUGUGUCAUCCUCGCAGAAUGUUCUUGUAUGUGUUGAACCAGUACUAUGAAUGGCUCCUGCAGGAUCUGUUCUACUGGCACUAAUCUCCACAAGACCUGGGCAGAAACACAUAUGAAUAUGGUCACAAAUAUUCAAACCACUCAAGGUGCGCUUGAUUUGUCGAAUCAGACAUUUUAAAAAAAAAGCCUCAAAAGUGGAUGAAUCACCUGCAAGUCCUGAUGAGUCAAGUGCUUCUUGUAGUAUUGUUUCCCUUUUUUUCCAAGUAUUCAGAAUAUUUUCAUUUAACACUUUGCCCAGGUCUGCUCUCAGCACAUUUGUACAAUAGUUUGUAGUUUGACACACAAACUCUGUGGUACACGCUCUCUAUGUCUCUGGCACACACACAAACCAUGGUGCAUAUGUAAUCUCCAGCAUGCACGUGAUCCCACAUAAACACACACAUACACACACACACACACCCUUACCAAAUCAGACUGUUACUCUUGGUUGGCAGUCCCCAGGAGCCGCCACCAAGGACCAUGACACACAGAGGCACUUUGUCACUUAUUGUGCAGAUGCAGUUUGCUGUUGCCAGCCAGCCAGCCAGCCCUCAGAUGCCAUUGACUUGACCUCUUUCUCACCCUUCCACUCCUCAGCACAGUGGUUGGGACACAAAUACAACCCCAACGACCUCCACUAAUAUUCCACAGCCCCUCAAUGCUGCAAGACAGACAGCACACACACACACACACACACACACACAUACAGUACAUACACACACACACAGCGCAUGGACACAUCUGUGCAGUGUGAGCACUCGUACACAAACAUAGUCGAACCCGGUCUGACCAAGCCAUUGGCCUGCACAGUUGUUAGUGAUUGUAGUGAGAAGAGAAACUGAAAGCAUGAAACCUAUUCUCUCCUGAAAAACAAAAAGAAGGCAGGAGUUGGGAUGUAGUGUGACCAAUCUUUGCACCUUCAGUUAUUGCCAUUAUGAAAGACUGAGUCCUCAUUGGCGGGAGCUUAUUAUAUAUGUCUGUAUGUCUGUUGGGGUCCUCUCCCUAAACCCUGUGUGAACAAGCACCGUAAAGAGAUUAUGUAAAGAGACUAUUGGUUGUGAGGCUUUGAAGAAUCAGCGUUAAGUUCGACACUGACCGGCUCCCAACAGAGCACAGAGAAAAGGAAGAAGAAGAAACUGGACGAUGUUCUUUGGAUGGAAGAUUUAUAUUCCUACUAAAGGAAGACAGACAAUAAUAGUGAAUAAGGACAACAACAACAUGACAAGCCUACAGAGAGAAAAAGUAGAAUUUUAACCAAACUUCUCUGAAUCUCCCAGUGGAUAUAAUGUUGCUUUCUCUCGUUAUCGUUGCCGUGGAAAUAACCAGUUUUACCGUGGCCUGUUUUUCUCUCGUGGCUCUAUUGUGUUUCUUCUCCAGCAUAAAAAAAAUCACAACAAAAAAAAAACUUUGGACAAAGAAGGGGACAAAAUCAGUCUGUGGCCCCCCCUACUUUUAAUUGUACUUGGGGCGGUUCUCCCCCCCCCCCCCUUCUCUCCUCUACGAUUUCUCACCAGACACAGAAGUGGGGGAGAAGGGGCGUUUGUCGUUUUGUAAAACGCAGAAAUCAGGUGUUUGCACAAUUUGUGCGGCCCUUCUCCUCUGGGACCGCCGCAAGUAAAAUCAGGAAAGUAUUGUUUUUAGAGAUUGUUUUAGUAGAAAAAAUAAUAACCUUGUUCCGUAUGUUAUCAACCACCUUUUUCCACCCUUUUGUCCUUCUUGCUUUUUCCCUCCUUUCAACCCCUUUCUCCUCAGUCCUCCCCUCCCUCCUCACCUGUCUCCCUCAACCUCUCAAGUGUUGUUAGAAAGUGCCCUUAAGCACUGGUCCCGGGUCAAGCGCUAUGUAGCUCAGGAUGGCUCUGGUUAGGGUUAGUUCAGGGAAAGCAGAUCCUAGACCAGCCCUGGAAGGCAGUCUCUGGAGCCCUCCCCUCUUCCCUCUCUUCUCGACACUUUAUCCUUUCCCAUCAAAUGGUGCAAUAGGACAUUUAUUUUUUUGGAAAUGGGUGGGUUAUUCUGUUUUCGGGGGAAGGCUUUGUGCCAUAGAUAUUAAAUCCAGUGCAGUGAGUCAGUGAGAGGAAUGAGCUGUUGUGAUACUAUCUUUAACUAUGGUAUAAAAAAAACAAAAAAGAAUCACACAAUUAUUGUUAUUGUUGAAGAGAUAGAGGGUAUAACUUACUAAAAGUCAAAGACAAUUUUUGAAUAGCACUUUUUGGCUCUUUGCUUCCUUGGUGAAGAGUGGGGGUAGUUAUUAUUAUGGGUAUCUCUUUUGUUUCUCUGUAUACAGUUGGUUGUGUGAAAAAUAUAUAUAUACUGGUAUUUGCAUAUAUGUGCAUUUAGGUCUGUGUCUGGGUGUGUGUGUAUGUUUUGGCACAUGCAGGUAGUGUGUUAACACAACCAACCUCCUGUUCUUUCUCCACACAGCAACAUUAUCAAUAGUAUAUUUUUCAUUGUAUUCUACAUUCUAUAUUCUACUCUAGAGACAGUAUUUUUAUAGUCACCAUGACUAUUUUGUCUGCCAUCUUGACUGUUAUCAAACCCAGUUGAUUCAGGAUAUAUGAAAUAUAUUCAAGAUAUACAAUAUAUAAAUAUAAAUAUAUACAUAUAUAUAUAUAUAAACACUCACAGGAAAUAGAAGACUAUCAAUUCACAUCUCUUUGGGGUUAGGGCUGUAAAGUGUCCAUCUGCAUGCAUGUGCAAUCACAUACACACAUGCACACACACCCACACAGACAUAUGUGCAUACACACACAUGUAUGCGUGUACACUGUAUGAUUGUGCUUAAAAAUAAACUGUCCUUACUUUGGAGAAGGAAACGUAGGAUGAGCGAGGUGAGUGUUAUCUCAGAAGCAGGCAUGUUGACCAUGUGCAAUAUUUCUAAACAACAAAAAAAACUAAAUAUUGAAAAUAUUAAAGAUCUAACACAAUG